Messenger RNA from Piliocolobus tephrosceles (Ugandan red Colobus), 747 nucleotides. RefSeq names its product ferritin heavy chain like 18 (gene FTHL18). Gene Ontology annotation, biological process: iron ion transport; intracellular iron ion homeostasis. Gene Ontology annotation, molecular function: ferrous iron binding; ferric iron binding. The record is from RefSeq and is a predicted model, not a curated record. NCBI's taxonomy places the organism in Eukaryota, Metazoa, Chordata, Mammalia, Primates, Cercopithecidae. Gene Ontology annotation, cellular component: cytoplasm.
UUACCCCACCUACUGCCCGCACCCGCUCUGCCUGCCCUGGGCCCGCUGUGGCAAGUGCACCAGAACUACCGCCCCAGCUGCGAGGUCGCCCUCAACAUCAACGUCAACCUGGAGCUCCACGCCUCCUAUGUGUACCUACCCAUGGCCUUCUACUUCCACCAGGACGAUGUGGCCCUGGAGAGCUUCAGCGGCUAUUUCCUGCGCCAGUGGCAAGAGAAGAGGGAGCACGCCCAGGAGCUGAUGAGGCUGCAGAACCUGCGCGGUGUCCGCAUCUGCCUUCAUGACAUCAGAAAGCCAGAGCGCCAAUGCUGGGAGAGCGGGCUCAAGGCCAUGGAGUGUGCCUUCCACCUGGAGAAGAACGUCAACCAGAGUCUCCUGGAGCUGCACCAGCUGGUCAAGGAGAAAGACGACCCCCACCUGCGCGACUUCCUGGAUAGCCACUUCCUGAACCAGCAGGCCAAGACCAUCAGAGAGCUGGGUGGCCACCUGAGCAACCUGCGCAAGACGUGGGCCCGGGAAGCAGGCCUGGCAGAGUACCUCUUUGACAAGCUCACCCUGGGCCGCAGCGAGAAAGACACUGGAGCCCAGAGGGGGCCUGCAGCCACGGAGUGCCUUCCCCGGGUACGGCCACCAGGCGGGGCGUCCAUGUUGCCCUUUCAGAAUGUUCUCUUCAGUUUUCUCCUCUCAGUUUUACGGUUGUUGGCAAUAAAGUUACCUGUUCUCAAAGCAAUAAAGGUGCCCAGUUGA